ACAAAACGAUGUUAUAACACGCUCUGCAAGGACUCUGCACAUCACUCCCCCUUCCUCUCCCUCUCUCUUAUCCUCGUGUUACAACCAUGUCUCUCCCUUCGCCUCCCCCGUCUCACGAUCACGACCGGCCCGACCUCGAAUUGAUCCGCGCGGUCGUCGCCUCGGUGAAUAAAUUCAUUCGGCAAUUCCUGGCCGACGGCGCCUGUUCUUGGAGCAGCGUCAAGUCGACUUGCAUUUCGAUGCUCCAGGCCCAGAAGCACGAGUUCUUCGAGUUCUCGGACCACUCGGUGCUGUCUAAUCUCUACUGGGGCAUCGGCAACAUCGAGGAGGCGAUCUGGGCCGAGUGGCCCGGGGAGCGCGAGUCCCGGCUGAGGAGCUCGGAGGGGAUGCUGCAAGUCCCGGCGUUGCUUGACGAGGAAGGCAUGACUUCUGGGAUAGCGAACCGCGAUUUGAUCGCCAUCUCGUACUUUUACCUCUGUGUGGUCAAGAGGCUUCAGGGAGAAGAUUGGCAGGUUGCUAUGCAUUUUCUUCAGGCGCUCUCGGUGUGUCCCGGGCUAGUCAGGAACGUGUUUGCACCGGAACUCUGCAAACUGCUCUUCCUGUCUGGGGUCGCACGGUCAAAAAGCAAGAAAACGGGUGGACAUAGAAAUUCCGGGCUGGUUCGCCUUGUCGACUCAAAUGAAGAAGAAGCUCUUGAGCCGAUGAAACAGAUGGCCAGGAAGUUCAAAGGUUGGUUGAUGUACUAUCAGGUCAUGCUUUAUGGUGAGACCCCUCAGUGGGAUUGUGGAUCCAGAGAAGUUCUGUCUCUACAGGAUGACACAAACCGUUUCACGGACGAGCAGUCUGCACACAUUGAAUCUUCGUAUUCGAUUGGAAAUGGACACGAUUGGCUACACGACAGUGAGUUUCAGAAAGUGCAUCCGCUUUAUCCUGAGAAAGACUCUAGGGAUGACACAAUGUGCAGCAAUGGUGCAGCAUUUGCAAAUUGUGCGGAAGACUGUAGGCAUUUAGGAAAAGCGCCAAAAUCUCACGUCUACAAGGGAGAAAUUAAAGAAAACGAAAGCAGCAGAUGUCUUCAGGACAUGCUGGAGGAACCCCAGUCAGAUUCAUCAACUUCCGCGAACUCGAUACAAGGUGAUUCCGCCAAUGAAGGUGACACGGAGGAAGCUAAAUUGGAUAUCGAGAGCUCAAUUAGAAGGAUGAGAAUUGAUGUGGAACUGCAAGAAAUAGACACUUAUUGUAGGAAGCAGCAAAGUCCAUGCUCUACUUCAGAGCCGGAGUGCAAAGCAAUAUGCACGGCAGGUCUUCCCCAUCCUCCUCGACAUCGAAGAUGCAGGGGGCCCGCGGAAGCAAACAUCGCUAGGAUCUUCGCCGAAACAUUACCCGAUUCCUUUGGUGAAUUUAAUGAAUCCCUCUUGGAGCUCAGAGACAGAAAGCAGAACAAUAAUGCCUGUUGGAAUCUUCAUAUGGAUGAGUUGAAGACAUCCGAGCAACAUGAUCACCAGCUCUUCAAUCAAAUAACGGCCACGUCGCAGAGGAAUCAUAGGGUUGCACGCAAAAGUCCCCAAAAGUCUCUUGCUCGGAAAGAAAACAAAUCGCGUGUGCAGAAUAAAUUGAUAAAAGAAGGUUCGUAUUCAGAGAAACCUUCCCAUCGUGACCUGAUGGGGGUAUUUGAGAAGGCAGUCUCGCAACUAUGUUUCUCGGAAGGAUUGAGGAAACUCAAUGAAGAAAACAUCGUCGAGAUCAUGGCGAUAUACGAGACUCUGAAUGACAAGAACGGAGUUAAGCACGCAGCACUGAAAGACGUGCUUCUGGAUCAGCUGCUAAAAGCUAUCUCAACUUCCAAAGAGGAGAGGGUGAUUCGAAUGUCGGUUUCUGUCUUGACCACUAUCGCUUUAAGCAACCAGUCGGUUUUAGGCGACAUAAGAAAGAAGGGUCUUCAAUUGUGUGACUUGGCGAGUGCUCUGAAAAGAAAUGUGCAUGAGGCGGCAAUUUUGAUUUAUCUGAUCAAUCCAUCUCCUACAGAAAUCAAGACUCUGGAAUUGCUGCCUAAUCUUGUGGAGAUAGUAUGCACUUGGAGCAGUUAUAAGCUCAAGCGGACAUCUGUCUUGUUGACGCCUCCGAUGGCAUCGCUCAUGAUCAUUGAAAUGUUGGUCACCGCAUUUGACAAUACCACCAACAGCGCACACCUGGCAGCCCUCAACUCUCCCAAAGUCCUUCACGGGCUACUAGAUGUGGCAAGAGACUCAGGUGCUGAAGAAUCCAUCUCUCUGGCUAGAAUCAUUGUGAAAUGCAUGCAGUUCGAUGGGCAAUGCAGAGCCUAUGUCUCCCUAUCUACACCUAUUUCUCCAUUUAUUAGCCUUCUUCAGAACAACAAGAGGUGUGCCAAGUUCAUCGCACUGGAAUUCUUUCAUGAAAUCCUUUGCAUGCCAAGGUCAGCAGCUAACAGUCUACUGCAACGGAUAAGGAAUGAAGGAGGUGCCGACAUCAUGAACAUGCUGAUGCUCUGUGUCCAAAACUUGCAGUCUCAUCAUCAGCUCUUCGCUGCAAAUUUGUUGCUUCAAUUGGACACAUUGGAGAACCAAGCUGGCAGUAGCAUGUUUGUUGAAGAGGCCAUGAAGGUCCUCCUUGAGUCGCUGACACCCAAAGAAGACCCUAAGAUGCAUCAACUAUCGGCAUUCAUCCUAGCGAACCUCGGAGGAACUUAUUCUUGGACUGGGGAACCAUACACAGUGGCUUGGUUGGUAAGAAAGGCUGGGUUGGCCUCUGUGCACCACCGAAAUAUGAUCAAGGACUUUGAUUGGGAAGAUCAAGGACUGCUGGAUUCAGAAACUGAUUCAUGGUGUGGCAAAAUUGCAAGAAGCAUAAUCAAGAUUGGGAAUCCUGUCUUCCGAGCUCUUGAGACGGGCUUGAAGAGCAAGAUGAAGAGGGUGUCUCGAGACUCUCUCACCGCGAUCACGUGGCUCGGGUGCGAAAUCGCCAAAAGUGCGCAUACUCAGAGAUACGUUGCGUGCGAGAUCUUGCUGGGUGGGCUAGAGCAAUUCCUGCAUCCUGGGGUGGACCUUGAAGAGAGGCUUCUAGCUUGCUUUUCCAUAUACAACUAUGCCUCUGGUAAAGCAGGAAUGCAGAAACUCAUCCAUUUCUCAGAAGGGGUGCGGGAAUCGCUGAGGCGCUUUUCAAACAUCACUUGGAUGGCAGAGGAACUGCAUAGAGUAGCCGAUUUCUAUCUACCGAACAAAUCGCGCAUAUCCUGCGUCCACACACAAAUUCUCGAGGCUGGUCAUAGCAGUAGCGGAGCGGUAAAUGCUCUUAUUUACUACAAGGGACUUCUCUGCAGCGGACAUUCAGACGGGUCGAUAAAGAUGUGGAACAUCAAGGGGCACUCUGCGACACUUGUGUGGGACAAGAGGCAGCACAAGAAGGAAGUGACUUGUUUUUCGCUCCUCAAGCAAGGGGAAAGCCUUUUGAGUGGAUCUGCUGACAAGACAAUCAGGGUCUGGAAACUGGUCCAAGGGAAACUGGAAUGCUCAGAAGUGAUAGCUUUAAAGGAUCCCAUCCGGAGAAUGGACACUCUCGGAGAUGCGAUUUUCGCAAUCAUACCGGGCCAUGGGAUUAAGGUUAUUGAUGCAUCAAGAACAGUCAAAGAAGUUUGCAAGAGUAAAAAUGUGAAGUCCAUAUGCGUAAUCCAGGGAAAGAUUUAUGCCGGCUGCAAGGACUCGAGUGUACAGGAAAUAAUUCUAGCGAACAACAGAGAACGAGAGAUCAAAGCACCGUUGAAGAGCUGGAUGAUGCAAAAGCAGCCCAUCAAUUCAAUUGUCAGCUACAAAGACUGGAUGUACACUGCAAGUAUGGUGGUCCAUGGGUCGAACGUUAAGGAAUGGAGAAGAAACUGUGAAGCCGAGAUGAGAAUAGCGGUGCAGAGAGGAGCGAAUGUGCUCGCCAUGGGAGUGGUUGAAGACUUCAUAUACCUUAAUUGCAGCUCAUCAGCCAGUGCCCUACAGAUAUGGUUGAGAGGGACAGCGCAGAAAGUGGGGAGGAUUUCGGCUGGAGGGAAGAUAACGAGCCUUUUGACCGCGAAUGACGUUGUCAUCUGCGGUACGGAGGCAGGGCUUAUUAAGGGAUGGAUACCUCUGUGAUUGCUGCUGCAACUUGGCUGGCAUUGUCCUUUUUCUGGUGUAGUGCCCGGCAGAGGGUCAUCAGCAACGGUAAACGAUUAUUGGCGCGGUGCGGCGCUACGGAUUCUCUUUGUGGUGUAAAAAGCAAAGUGUACAAAGUCAAAUGGAGGAAAGUACAUACCAUAUAGAUAGAUUACCAUUAGUAGUUUUCUGUACCUUUAAAAGAAAUUCAUUGUGAUGAUGAGGAGCUCUAUGAUGCCAAAAUGGUUCUUUUUUCCUUCUUUGAUUCAGUUGAGCAACUGAGGAGAUCAUGUUUUGCAAGAAAUGAAAUGUAAAACUUACCUCA
Molecule: messenger RNA, 4461 nt
Organism: Syzygium oleosum
Lineage: Eukaryota; Viridiplantae; Streptophyta; Magnoliopsida; Myrtales; Myrtaceae
Product: putative E3 ubiquitin-protein ligase LIN-1
Exons: 17
Coding region: 87-4136 (1349 amino acids)
Molecular function (GO): protein binding
Source: RefSeq, a predicted model, not a curated record